Molecule: messenger RNA, 3077 nt
Organism: Octopus sinensis (East Asian common octopus)
Lineage: Eukaryota; Metazoa; Mollusca; Cephalopoda; Octopoda; Octopodidae
Product: F-box/WD repeat-containing protein 1A
Exons: 15
Coding region: 1-2214 (737 amino acids)
Cellular component (GO): nucleus
Molecular function (GO): protein binding
Source: RefSeq, a predicted model, not a curated record
AUGAAGGAUUUAUUAAAACAGUCUUGUCGUGGCAUUUGGAACAUAAAUCAACAAGAAAUUUUGAUGGGAGGCUUUAAUUUGGAUCUCUUUAAAACGGAAUUUGUAUUAGUUUCAGAUAUAAAGAGGGGGGAAGGUAAAACUGUCCGAUGGUUUAGUGCAAGGGAGGAUAACUCUAACAUUCCUAUUGGUGACAGAUCAACAAAAAGGCUAAAUGCAGCCAUGUUUGGGUCUAACCAAAACAACAAACUACAUGAUUCCUAUCAUAGUAGUGCACAGCCAACAUUUCCAGUCUUGAAACUACAUUCCCCAUCAAUGGAAAAAGAGAAUGCUACAUUCGACCAUGAAACCAUGACCAAUGGCUCUUUGAAUCCAGAACAGCAGUCAUUCCUGAAAUCAUUUGGGGAAUUAUCCUGUCAUUGUUCAAACUACAGCCAUUGUCACCAGAGUAACAUUCCUUCAAAAGCUAACUCUUAUCACCAACAAACUACCUCCGUACGGAAACUUUCAGGGGAUCCGAUGAGCCAACAGAAUCAACAACGUAAUACCCUUAAUGAAAUUUCUCAUUUGGAUAUUGUUCAGAGGAAUGGUGAAAGUAUUCUACUCCACCAAGACUGUUCUUCACAGAAGCUGCAGCAUCACCCAAAUGUUCUAUGUACCUCAGACUCCUCAAAACAUUCUUUGAAUAACAGUUUACUGUGUAACGAUGUUGAACCAACCAAACAGUCAAAUGCUGUGAUUGAAAACGUAGCUAUCACCCAAAGUUCAUUAAAAUCUCAGAAAUCUCACCUGCCUCUUUGUAUAUAUUCUCGAGGGAAAUUAAACUGUGUCUCUCAAAAAAAGAAGAUAAGUGCAACAAAUUCUACAAAGUAUGGAGUAAGUCCCAAAAGAUUUCGCAAAUGUACUGAGGAAAUGGGAAAAUGGUUUCUAGAAUUUAAUGAUGAACAGAAAAAUAUUUUUCUGAAAGGGUUGUUGAAAGGUUGUGAGUUACCUCAGUUACAUUUGCUUUCUGUGAAAAUGGAGCCUAAUUUGCAUCGAGGCUGUCCUCCAAAUUGCCAAGAUAUCAUUACUUGGUUACCAACUAAUUUAGCCACUAAAAUCAUGUCAUUUCUAGAUCCUGUGACUCUAUGCCGUUCUUCACAAGUUUGCAAAAUUUGGCGCCGAAUUGGUGAGGAUCCUACUUUCUGGCGUCGGUUUUGUUGCCAGCCAAAAUGGCAACUGUCUAAAUUGGCAGAACAUAAGCAAGUGAUCAAUCAUAUGUCCCCUGAAGGUUGCAUUCAGUGGAAGAGAGUUUUUGCUGAGCGGUUUCGAUUGCGAAAUAACUGGUUAAAAGGGCGUUGCACAGUCAGGACUUUUGAGGGACACACUCAAGGUAUUUCUUGUAUUCAGUUUGAUGAUACACGAAUCGUUAGUGGAUCGUCAGACAAAACUAUUCGGGUCUGGAAUAUUCGAACAAAUGCUCCUUGGUCAGUUCAAACAUUAGUUGGCCAUAGUGGGACUGUACGGUGUUUGCAUUUAGAAGGCAACCGUCUUGUGAGUGGUUCUUCCGACAAAACAAUAAAAGUUUGGGAUUUAUCAACCCAAGACAGAUGGUCCAGUAUAGCGUGUAAAGUGACGAUGGUAGGCCAUUUGGAUACAGUAAGGUGUUUACAGGCAGACGACGAGAAGUUAAUAAGUGGCUCUUAUGAUAAAACACUGAAAGUAUGGGAUAUUCGAACAGGAGAAUGUAAAAUGAAACUCAGGGGCCAUUCAGCUGCUGUUCUAUGUGUACGCUUCAAUGAGUCAAAAAUUGUAUCUGGCUCGGCAGACAAAACAAUCAAGGUUUGGAAUUUUGAUGCUAACUGUAUCAUGACAUUGGAUGGUCAUCAAAAUGCUGUCACUUGUCUGCAGUUUGAUUCGACUCGAAUUGUUAGUGGGUCGCUUGAUUGUAACCUCAAAUUUUGGGACAUUCACACUGGAGUGUGUGUUAACACUAUUGACUGGAAAGCUGCUGAAGGACACACGGGUGUAGUCAGAUGUCUCCAAGCUGAUUCCUGGAGGGUUGUAAGUGCUGCUGAUGACAAAACUAUCAAAGUAUGGAACUUGGAGACAGGAAAACGACUGAUAACUCUACGAAAUCAUUCUGAUGGUGUCACUUGUUUGCAGUUUAGUGACUUCAUUAUAGUGUCUGGUUCCUACGAUAAAACAGUAAAGCUUUGGGACUUCAGUUGUUGCUGACGAGAACAUUUAUUUAAUGUCUUCAAACUUAUGUGUGUAUAUGUGUACUUGCACAUGUAUACUUUUUUUUCUGUUCUUGUUGCUCUCUGUUUACUAUCAUCAAACACACACACACACACACACAUAUAUAUAUACAUCUGUCUUUCUUAAUUUACUCCAAGAACAAUUCUUUCUCUAUGAUCUCUGAAGGUCAGUUUUCCAAAUUAAUAUUUCGAAAGCUUUCCAUGAUACUCUUUACCAAUCUUCUUUGAACAAUUUGCUUAGCUACUGAACAAUCAAUGUAGUGAGUUUUGAUAAAUUCUCAACUCUUUCUUUUUGAAAAAUAUUUUAUUUAUAUCAUUUGCCUUAGAACUGGUUUAUUAAACCUCCAUGUUAAUUACUGUCUAAGAUUUUGAUUUAACUUUUUCACUCUCAAAUGUAAUUAAUAGUUGUCUUGUAACUUGUAUUUAACAUUAAUUUUUUGUUACGGUAAUAAGAGCAAUUUUUAUGGUAGCGCCAUCUCAAUAUCAAUUGAUUUCAAGCUUAUCUAUGGUUCUCAUCCAGUUAUUUCCUGCUGGUUACUACUGUUGAUAAUUUAUUGUAAAAUGAAUUGCUAUUUCAUUAAUACUAAUUAAAAUAGCCUUUCUGAGCUUUUCAGUCAACUUCCAUGCCUGUUUAAUAAAGUUUAUAAUGCAAGUUCUCUGUGGUUCAGUUUGGAAAAAGGAUUUCUUUAUGUGAAAAUAUCAAGUGUUCCUCUUGACUUUUCUGCUUUUUCUCCUUUCUCUCUCUCUCUCUCUUUCUCAUAUAUAUAUAUAUUUACAUACAUACACACACACACACACACACACACACACACACACCACUAUGGUGGUGCUCCAGCAUUA